This is a messenger RNA of Liolophura sinensis, 2064 nucleotides long. Its product is annotated as fibrillin-2-like. Gene Ontology annotation, molecular function: protein binding; calcium ion binding. Lineage: Eukaryota; Metazoa; Mollusca; Polyplacophora; Chitonida; Chitonidae. The transcript is spliced from 17 exons. Bases 1 to 2064 code for a protein of 687 amino acids. The record is from RefSeq and is a predicted model, not a curated record.
AUGGCCUUAUGUCUGGUGAUCGUGACAGGUGUUGUUCUGUACCGCCGAGUUCUCCGUCCAAAAUCGGGCUCCUUCUCAUUCAGCAUCGUCCAUGAGGCACUGGAAAGGGUCAGGGCUGGUGUUCGCCGUGUCACUCGUGCAGAGACGCCGGGGGCUGAAGACAAACAACUUGAUAGAGUGGUAAUACAGUUGUCAGCGGAGAAGACAACUUUGCAGGGGUCUGCCGUUAUCCGUGCUGUCAUGUUGUUGGAGAAAGCAACUCAGAAGGUCGUCCAAGUGGUGAUCUUGGCGUUGUUUACCUUUGCCACAAGUGAUGCCCUGGUUCCUGGCGGAAACAACGUCUGUACAAAAACAUCAACAGAAAGCUAUUCGCAGCAAAUACAGGGCACGACGUCGUGUGGGUUUUGGGGAUGGAGAAGAUGUGCCAAAACCACGUAUCGUCGAGGGUACAGACAGAGACAAGAUUAUGAGUGUUGUGAUGGAUGGAGAAGUGAUGACAACGCACACUGCUCUAAAGCCAUCUGCUUCGGACUAACAGCGGGAAAGUGUCCUAAUGGCGGUUGGUGUAAAAGCCCGGGAAUUUGCUCAUGCGCACAAGGGUUCAAGCCUCCGAAGUGCACGGACAUCGAUGAAUGUGAUACCUUGAACGGAGGCUGUUCAGACGGGUGUGUCAACACAGUGGGUUCUUACAGGUGCUCGUGUGCAUCCGGGUACGGAGUCGCAAAGGAUGGCUUUAACUGCCAGCACAUCGACGAGUGCACGUCCGGAAAGUCCGACUGCGACCAGCGGUGCGUGAAUACACCGGGUUCGUUCCACUGUGAAUGUAUUUCCGGCUAUCGUCUGGCGGCUGACAACACAUGCUUGCCCGUGUGCGGGCAUUCCCCAGCAGGGACGUGCCCUAACGGAGGCAGCUGUGUCAGCCCGGACAACUGCACUUGUCCUUCUGGGUUCCAGACGCCAGACUGUCGGGACAUUGACGAGUGCAGUCUUUCCACCGAUGACUGUGAUCAGAACUGCGUGAAUACCCUUGGGUCGUAUAGGUGUGAUUGUGCCCCCGGGCAUGGGGUGUUGGGUGAUGGCCAAGGGAGCUGUCUGCGUGGUGAACUUCCACCUUCUUUUCCAGCCAUUUGUCACGGCCUAACACCAGGUGAGUGCCCUAACGGAGGAAGCUGUCGGUCCCCGGAGGUCUGCCAUUGUCUUUCUGGAUUCACUGGUAAUAAUUGCACAGACAUCAAUGAAUGUUUUAAUUCCAACGGGGGAUGUGAGCGAGAAUGUCACAACGAGCCUGGUUCCUUUGUCUGCGGCUGUCCUUCAGGAUACAAGUUAUUGUCUGACGGGAUUGCAUGUGCAGAUAUCAAUGAAUGUAAAGAAAAAAAUGGCGGGUGCGAGCAGAUUUGUGAUAACAGUGUCGGCUCCUUUAACUGUCGCUGUCGGAAAGGUUUUCGGUUAGACACAAAUAACAUUACCUGCACAGAUAUUGACGAAUGUUCAGAGAACCCUGGAUUCUGUCAACACGACUGUGUCAACAUUCCAGGAUCCUUUGCGUGUGCCUGUAACAGUGGCUACGCAUUACAAUCUGACCGAAAAACGUGCACUGAUGUUGAUGAAUGUGUGACGAGCAAUGGUGGCUGUGAACAGAUCUGUAUUAACCACGUGGGGUCAUCUGAGUGCCAAUGCAGGGCAGGAUACACGUCUGGCCCAGAACAGACUUCCUGCACAGAUAUUGACGAGUGUUUGGAAGCCAUAGGGAACUGCAGUGAUUUGUGUGUAAACGACCCGGGAACAUAUCAUUGUGACUGCCUGGCAGGCUACAGACUGGACAGUGACGGUCGCACGUGUCAAGACAUAGACGAAUGUGAGAUUUCAAACGGUGGUUGUCAGGAACUGUGUGAUAAUUCCCCGGGUCCAGGGAAUGUUCUUGCCCCGAGGGAUUGGUGUUGGCCUCGGAUGGGUCCACGUGUCAAGGUUGGUACCCUCUACACACGUAAAUUGUCUAAUAUUCGUUUACAUCCAUGUGAACAUCUGUCUGCCUCUGCAGGUCCCACCAUGAAUGGCAAGGAGUGA